GAAAAUCGAUUUUUUUGACAAUCACCCAACAGAAACGUAAACAUUCUGGAGAAUUUUCCUUCUUAUCCGCAAGAGUUUCGAAUUUUCUCUGAUCUCCAGCACGUGGAAUGAUCAGAGACCACUGAAAAUGUACUCGGAAUGGGCAUCUUUAGUGCCUACGAUCACGGAAAACAUCAGCAACGCCCAAUCGCAGAGUGUACUCGGAAAGUUCGGAAUCGCUGGUGGGCGUGAUGUGGCAGCUGUCGUAGUAAAACAAUUAGCUGGCAAUCUGGGCAUCACCAAUGUGGCCGAGCCGAGUUCCCUGGUGUCGGAUCAAGAGGUACAAUGGUGCAUGGAUGUCAUUUGCCACGGACUUUCUCUUCCACUAGCCGAACACGAUAUAAUCAAAGAUUGUGUGAAUAUUUAUUGCGAGUGGCUUACGGCGCUUUUGCCUCACCCAAAGGUCAGCGUUCCGAAGCCUAUCUGUGAUGAUCCGAACACGUACGUCAGGAAGAUUAUCAAGCAUCUGUACAACUUGUUCGUUCCCCGGCCGGGAGAAGACUGGCCUUUCAUGUAUCAAGAGGAGUUAGGGACCGACACAAUCAAUCGACAGGCUGUUUUCUGCCAUCGAGUGCUUCGAACGCUUCAGGAUACGGCACAAAAUUCACAGAUUCUGACGGUGGAAACCUGGGAAGCACUGCUAUUGUUUCUUCUGGCUAUCAAUGAAAUCCUGCUGGCCCCACCAAUCGUGAAGGACGACGUUGGGGAUCAACUGUGCGAACGAGUGUUGAGUGUGCUGUUCGAGGUUUGGCUGCUAGCAUGCAGCCGAUGCUUCCCUUCGCCUUCUCUGUGGAAAACAUUCCAAGAGGCAUGCUCUGCAUGGCGGCACCGAAUUGCGCUCGUUGAACAGUGGAACCGAGUUAAUCUGGUGCUGACGGCGAAGUUGCUCGAGUUUACAUAUGGUCCAGCUUUUCCCGAGAUGAAGAUUAUGGAAGAAGACAGUCAUUUGAUACCGGCGGGGAUUACCAAUGAUUGUAUCGCCCAAUCGUGGAUUCGGUUUCUCAAAAUUCUUGGUGCACCGACGGAUCUUUGCUGUCCGCAGGUUAUCUCGCGUACGCCGCAAUUUAUACAAGCGGUUCUGCUUAGUGCCGAUGGGAUCGAGCCGCAAUAUCAUCCAUGUUUGCUGCAGUUGCCGCAGAUUUUCCUGAAGACUAUGAAGGGAAUUGCCGGCUUGGUGGAUGCUUUUCUGGGAAUCGCUCAGUAUAGACAAGUAGACGCAAGCAUUUUGGAGAAUAUGGUUCCUCUUCACUUUCACAGUAUGGGCAUCGGUGGGGGGAAUACAACUCCGAAUAUAAAUUUUAGACAUUCAGGUGGAGAGAUGAGGCAAAGUCCCUCGAUUCGUGCUAGUGGUGGCCUCGGAGGGUUAGGCUUGGGAGCUGCACUUGGUGUGGCUGGAAGUUCCAAUGCUAGCCAUAGUAGCAUCGGCGGUGGUGGCGGCAACAGUAACAGUCAAUCUAAUCUAGCCGAUGGAAACGUCGGUUCGGUUAGUGUGGGCUUCUACAGUAGCGUUUCGCACGACGGGCAGUUCGGAUCAUCCGGUGGAGAUGGCGUGCCUAAUUCGCCGACACCGCCACUGCAGCGACGGCUGGCCAAGAGCUUCAGUGUGGCGCCAUCGAUUUCCGCUCACGCGGUGAUCUCAAAGGGUCUCACCAAGAGCUCGUUUAGUGGAUUGACCAGUAGUCGCGCUUCAGGAAAUCAAGCGAAUCUUGUAUCGCAAUCUGCAUCGCUACCUUCGUCCGGAUUCUCGUCUAUGCUCUCACUGUGUCAAGAAAAUCGAUACCCGUUGGCCACUAACCGUCCUCGAUGCAACAGCAUAUUACAUUUGUUUGGAGAGUGGUUGUUCGAUGCCGCGCACAUUGGCGGAGACACGUGGAUUCAGAAUACCAAAAAACGAGCCGCCGAGGCAAAACGUCGACCGUCCUCGAUGAUCAUGGACAACCGCAAGGGUAGUCUCUCGCAGCCACCAUCUCUUUCCGAGAUGAAUGAUGUUCCCUCGAGUCUUACCAUAGACAAAUACGAAUCUGGCAAGGCUGAAGCAUUGGGAGCUUUGUGUCGCAUAUUCUGUGCCAAGAAAACGGGCGAAGAAAUUCUGCCCGUGUAUCUGGCUCGUUUCUACAUGGCACUCCAGCAGGGCCUGAAGCUCACCGAUUCGAAGGAUUGCGAGGAAACGUUGGCCAGUAUUUUGUAUAACUCAUCCGAUCUGUUCCGAAUUGAUCUGGAGGGUAUACAGGUGCUGCUUCCGUCAUUCAUUGCUGCGCUGGAACCUAUUUUGCCGGAGAAAGAAUUGAGGAUGAAGUCUCAGAAUGUACUUGUCAACAAGACUGAACUGAGACGAGCUGCGAUCAAUGUGUUGCUAUCGAUUCUGGCACUCCCACUACAUUUUCAGACGCUCCCUAUAAGGGAUAUAACUGGUGGUCCAGCUGAUAGGAUGAUAACAUUUGUUCAGUUGAAACCGCGAAUGAUAAAUAUUCUGAUGAAUGCUUUGCAAGUCGAAAGUGAUGCUCAGAACACGCACAUGCUUCUCGGUGGACUUCACCUUUGCGUACAAGAUUCCGGGACAUUCGAGGAGUUGGAGAUAGGCCCAGACGCGUUGAACACAUCUCAACAGUCGAAUGAUGCUAAUUUACUUAGUUCAGCCUGCUCGGAGAAAAGUACGUACUCGAUCAAUAGCGCCAACUCUAGCACCGGAGGCAACAGCACUGCAACGCUUAGCAAUGAGCCCUCUAGUUUGCCGGCUUUCGAUGAUUUCUCAUCCGAUAUUAUUCAUGAUUUAGAGUUGAGUUCGUCUGCAGUUUAUGACAGCGGUCACGCUCUCUUCGUACGUGCAACGUAUCUGGUUUGCCACCGGCUGAUAUCGUCGUGGAAGACCGACUUGAACGUUUCGUUAGCCGCUCUGGAGCUUCUCUCGGGACUAGCCGCUAUGCGCAUCAAGGACUCUGACGCUCUCGAGUGCAAGCGUGCUGUUAAGUGGAUCUGCGACUACAUUUGCUACCAGUGUUCGCGUCCGCCUCCGGCGCACAGCAAGGACCUCCACAGCACAAUUGUUGCUGCGUUCCAAUGCACCUCAUCCUGGCUGAUGCAUCAUCCGUAUUUGCUACAGGACAAAGAAUGUCUCACGACCGUACUGGAAGUGGUCGAACUAGGAAUAUCCGGGUCCAAGAGCGUCGGCAAACCUGGGGAACCAGUCAAGCUCAAGGACGAGAAAGAGCUGAAGCCGGCUUCGAUGCGAGUACGAGAUGCUGCGGAGAAUCUUCUCACACUCAUUCUGGAACAGAUUGAUUACUUCCCUAACGAAUGCGGUAAGCAGUCCCUGUCUUCGUUGUUAGACGAAGUGGUGUUGGCAAAACACUCCAGCACAAAUGAUGAGGACACAUCGGAGAUCACCCAGGAACAAGCGAUCCGAAAGUUUAAAUAUUUUGUUACAGAGAAUUCCACCAUCCUUGCACUGUUUGAGGAACCUCUCGGGAAUGAUCAAGAUCCCCAACCAACCGUAACUAUAUUAAUACGUGGUCCCUUCGGGAGGCACGCUUGGACCAUGCAGCUGCGGCAUUUGUCGCGCAGCAAAUCCGGUACCAAGUAUCACGCUCCCAACCCGGGCCGGCCGGUUCCGAUGAACGACAUCAUGAUCCGCCAGGAGGUCGAAUACAAAUACUUCCCCGAUUCGGUCGAUCGCAUUCCUCCAUGCGUGGUGGAUUAUUCCAUCCCUACGCUCGAUAGCACCGAGCAGAAGAUCGGCAAUCAAUCCACCAAGCAUCUGGCGCGACUUCUGGAAGAUCAGCUGGUGUACGAGAAACUUUCCUGGGCCCAAACUGAGUGUUCGGUCGAUGGCUUGGGGCAUGCACAGGAAGCCACUCCGCCAAACGUAUGUCACGAGUUUCAGGCUGCUCGACUGUUUUUGGCUCAUUUCGGGUAUCUCUCUAUCGGUCAAAACAACGACGGCCAGAAGCUGCUGACUGCGGUUGAUACCACGAAGCCCGAAUUCUGUCAAGAUUUGCGAAUGCUGGAUAAAAUGAGCCCUCGAACUUGCGAUACGAUACACGUGUUCUACGUGAAGGCCGGUCAAACAACAGAAUCGGAAAUCAUCGGCAAUAUGGACAUGGAGAAUUUGUCCACAGUUGACAUGCACUUCUGGAAUGUUCUCUAUACGCUCGGCUGGCCCGUGAAUGUCGAGGAACAUGCUGGUUGGACGGGUUUCAUAAACAGUAGCUGGAAAAUUCCAAAAGAGUGCAGAGAGCCUCGGAAGCAGCAACCUAACCUCAAUGCCUGCAACUACGAAGAUUUUCAGUUGAACGGAGAAAAGAAAGUUUUAUAUUGGGCAGACGUGUCUUCCGAAAUUGCAAUCGUGGUGCCUAACCGAAGCAGCAAGAGCGACGUUUGGGUGGAGGAAUCGCCGGACGUUAAUCCCGCCACAAUGUACGAACGAAGCGUGAGUGAAAUUCAGGCUUCGAAGGCAGCCUCGAGCAAGGCACGCCAAUACUCGCUGGAUAGUGAAUCUGAACGAAUGGGAGGCACGAACAGUAAAUCGGCAGAUCCAAUACCUCCUGUGAGAAGAAGAACAGGGGCUACGAAGCCUACCACUUUGUACACUGCUCCAACUGCGAAGAUUCUGCUGGUUUGGUUGGAAAGCUUCGAGGAUCAUCUAACAUUUCCGGUGGACGACUUGCUACAUUACACAAGAGCUGGCUAUUCGACGGCUCAUGGACCUAUUGCGCCGCUCAACGCAAACGAAUGCCACAUCAUAUUUUUGCAUGCUCUCAAUUCGGGUUUGCUUCGGGUCAAACUGCAGGGUCCGACAGGAAGGAUGAACUUUGCCAUUCCGCUGGUUGACGGGAUGGUUGUCAGCAAGAGAGUUAUCGGAUCGUUGAUCCGACAGACGGCUUACAAUAUGGCAAAGCGGAGACGUUUGGACAAUGAUUGCUACCAACCACCGCAUGUUCGCAGGCGCAUCAAAGUCCAGGAAAUAAUGCAGAAAUAUAAGAAGGAUAUGAGUGAGCCAGAACUUUUGGCCGAUUUAUUCAAGUCUUCAAUUUGAAUGACAUUGUUUUUUUUUAGUACUAAGAUGGGUAAAGUAUUAUAUGUUUGUUUGUGUUUGUACGUUUAGCAACAACAAUGUGAUUGUUUUGCGUUAUUCCGGUCAUAUUCCGUCUACUUAGUUUGCUAGAAACUAAUUUUAUUUAUUCUACGAAUCAAAAGAAAACUUAACAAAGUUGUGUAAUUUAAUUAUGGUGUUAAUCCCAUUAAUAUUCUUUCGUAUAUAAAUAAACAUUGAAAAUAUUCAUAAUCAUUAUCAAA
This is a messenger RNA of Toxorhynchites rutilus septentrionalis, 5331 nucleotides long. Its product is annotated as ral GTPase-activating protein subunit beta. Gene Ontology annotation, molecular function: GTPase activator activity. Bases 128 to 5071 code for a protein of 1647 amino acids. The record is from RefSeq and is a predicted model, not a curated record. Gene Ontology annotation, biological process: regulation of small GTPase mediated signal transduction; activation of GTPase activity. The transcript is spliced from 15 exons. Lineage: Eukaryota; Metazoa; Arthropoda; Insecta; Diptera; Culicidae.